Messenger RNA from Ceratitis capitata (Mediterranean fruit fly), 1465 nucleotides. RefSeq lists its product as hypothetical. The transcript is spliced from 2 exons. Lineage: Eukaryota; Metazoa; Arthropoda; Insecta; Diptera; Tephritidae. Bases 250 to 1335 code for a protein of 361 amino acids. The record is from RefSeq and is a predicted model, not a curated record.
GAAGGUGAAGUUGUCACAUCAUAUCAUUGUUUGUUCUUCUUUCCAUUUCCACAAAUUACACAAACAAAAUACAUUGCACGAAUUUCGUUUUGGACGUUCGAAACUUCAAAACAAAAUACACAGGAAUUUUUUUGUAUUCUUGCUACUACCGUGUGUGAAUUUGCAUUGAUAUAUUUAUUUAGUAAUUUAAUUUCUGCGAACAUUUACAUGUUUUAUAUAUAAUAUAUUAAUUUAAAACGUUGUGUCACCAUGAGCACCACGCAUAUUGAAGUUACGUUGAAGGAAAUGUUGCAAAUGUCAUUGGGAGCACCAAAAAUCACUGACAUCAAUCUUUCGAUUUUGCAUAGCCUUUUCAACAUACUCCUUAAGAAGCUUGAUUGUCAAUAUGAAAAAGUGACAGUAUAUGGAUUGGAAGGAGCUUGCAUAAAAUCGAUUUUGGAUAAUAGCAGAAUAUCGCCUCUCCCUUUUAAUACUGAUAAAACCGAACUACUUUCAACUAAACUGGAAAAGCUAGAAAUUUUGGAAGAGCAUUAUAAAAGAGUUGCACAUCAGUUGGAAGAACAUUUUGAAGAAAUACGUAUAUGCAAUAAAAAAAACUCUGCGAAAUAUUCUGUAGUGGAUUGGUCAAAGUACAGCGGUCCGUGUGAAUGGUUUUGUACUACGGCCGAACCUGCGAGUCAACCGUUCUGUGACCUUUUAGAAAACUAUGACUUUAUCAUGAGUGUCAAGCGAAUAGUCGAGGAGCCCAUCGUUGAUUAUCAACGUCGGUUAGCAGAUACUUGUGAGCGCCUGGCAUACAUUGAAAAAGUAGCAGAUGAAAUCAGCAACUUUAGUCAAUAUCUUGCAAUGGAGCAAAAUUCUUUUACACAAGCCAUGGUAGAGCUGCAGGACAUGAUUGACGGGAAGAUGCAUAAAAUAGUUUUACCCUCACUCAAAAAGUACAUACAAACUGAAACUGGAAAAAUUAUCGAAAUUUGCGAGAAACUAAAACAGAAGGAAAUUUGCGAUAUAACCGAAAAAUUCUCGGGAUCUUCCGAAACUUGUCUGUCAUGCAAAGGCGUUUUAAUCAGAACAUCAGGAACUGCAUUUUUAGUGCCUAAUGAUAAUGUUCGAGAAGACGAAUCGAAGAGGCGAAAAAUUGCUAAAAAUUGUAAUCGAAAUGGCCCAUGUUUAAAAAAACAGAAAGAAGUAGAAUUAUUGGAAAGACUUGUUAAUAGAAAUAAAACAAAUGAAGAAACAAAAAUCAGCAGGGAAAUUAGAAAAUCAUGCAAAAUCAUUUCUGACCGUUUUGAUGUAGUAAAAGGUACUAACGGCGUCUACUACCGAAAGGCCUAACAAUCACUAUUUAAAAUCAAGACUUGUGCAAAUCUACCAGUAAUUUAUAAAUUUUUGAAAUGUAUAUUACAGAAAUGCCAUCUUACACGGUAAAAUAUAUUCCUCGGUUGUGAGUGAGAUAAUAAGUUCA